This is a messenger RNA of Gasterosteus aculeatus aculeatus (three-spined stickleback), 2448 nucleotides long. RefSeq names its product FERM domain containing kindlin 1 (gene fermt1). Gene Ontology annotation, biological process: cell-matrix adhesion; integrin-mediated signaling pathway. Gene Ontology annotation, molecular function: integrin binding. Lineage: Eukaryota; Metazoa; Chordata; Actinopteri; Perciformes; Gasterosteidae. Gene Ontology annotation, cellular component: focal adhesion. The record is from RefSeq and is a predicted model, not a curated record.
UCCUCCGCCGAGGUGCCUCAUUCCCGGUUCCUUCCACCUAACAAGAACAUUUCUAGGAAUAGCAGCAGAAAGCUGUGAUUUAAGAAACGGGGGCGUGAUGACAGCCGCUGAGUAUGGAGAGAAAUCCUGGGAGCUGUCCGUGCAGGUGGAUCAAAAAGAUGGAGAUGAGUCUAUGAAAUUUAAGCUGAGGGUGAAGGGGGACUUGCACGUCGGAGGCCUCAUGCUUAAGCUGGUGGAGAAGAUCAAGGCUCCUCAGGACUGGUCGGACCAUGCGCUGUGGUGGGAGCAGAGGAAAUGCUGGCUGCUCAAGACCCACUGGACCCUGGACAAGUUUGGAAUUCAGGCGGACGCUGACCUGCGGUACACCCCCCAGCACAAACCGCUGCUGCUGCAGCUCCCCAACAUGAAAACCAUCAAGAUGACCGUCAGCUUCUCCAGCGUGGUCUUCAAGGCGGUGGCGGAGAUCUGUCAAAUGCUCAACAUCAGAAGAUCAGAGGAACUGUCCCUGCUGAAGCCUCCCGACGACCCGUCCAAGAAGAAGAAGAAGAAAGACAAGAACUCGGCAGAGGAAGACAUCUGGGACGUGGAUUUGUUCGGCGGGGGGCCGGGGGGCACAGGCCCCAUGCACAGUAAGACGAUGACGGCCACCUACGACCCGGAGAACGGGAUGCCGGUGUCGGCCACCAGCCUUUGGUUCGGAGAAAACCCCCUCGCCGAAUCGCAGCCCAACUUGCCGCCCGCCGAGCUGGCUAAGAUGUACCGGCCGCUCUCGCCGGUGGACAAAGCGCCCUACAGUGCAGGCUGGUUGGACUCCUCUCGUUCCCUCAUGGAGCAAGAUAUCCAAGAUGAAGAAAAGCUGCUGCUGCGCUUCAAGUACAACGUCUUCUUUGACCUCAAUCCUAAAUACGACGGCGUCAGAAUAACGCAGCUGUACGAACAAGCUCGCUGGUCCAUCCUCCUGGAGCAGAUAGACUGCACUGAGGAGGAAAUGCUGAUGUUUGCUUCACUACAGUAUCACAUCUGUAAACUGACGCUGUCGAGCGAACCACUGGACCACUCCAACGAGCCAGAGAUAGAUGAAGUCGAGGCCGCCCUGUCCAACUUGGAGGUGACACUUGAAGGCGGACUCGCAGACCGAAUUCUGGAAGACAUUACAGACAUUCCAGAGCUGGCAGAUACCCUGCGGCUGUUUAGGCCCAAAAGACUGACGCUGCGUUCAUACAAAGAAUACUGGUUUGUAUUCAAGGACACCACCAUCUCUUACUACAAGAACAAGGAGACCUCCAGCGGAGAACCCUUGGAGCAGUUUCACCUCCGAGGUUGUGAGGUUGUCCCUGAUGUCAACGUGACAGAGAAGAAGUUUGGCAUCAAGCUGCUGCUCCCUGUUGCCGACGGGAUGAAUGAGGUGUACAUCCGAUGUGACAACCAAACGCAGUAUGCCAAAUGGAAAGCUGCAUGUAUUCUCGCCUCCAAGGGCAAGACGAUGGCCUACAGCUCCUACAAGUCGGAAGUGAGGAACAUCCAGUCCUUCCUGCAGAUGAAGAGCCUGGCACCCCCUCCUGGUCAGGCCGCUCCUGACCUCAACGCAAUGGAGAUGAACGCUGAGUGUUUUUUCUCCCCGCGAUACGCCAAGAAGCACAAAACCAAGCAGCUAACAGCACGAAUCCUGGAGGCCCAUCAGAACAUAGCACGGCUGUCCCUCAUGGAGGCGAAGAUGCGCUUCAUCCAGGCCUGGCAGUCGCUUCCGGAGUUCGGUAUCAACUACUACAUUGUCAGGUUCAAAGGCAGUAAGAAGGAUGAGAUUCUGGGGAUCUCUUACAACCGUCUCAUCCGUAUUGACAUGUCCUCCGGUAUGCCCAUCACCACGUGGAGGUUCGCCAACAUGAAGCAGUGGAACGUUAACUGGGAAAUAAGACAGGUGACCAUAGAGUUUGACCAGAAUGUGUCAAUGGCCUUCUGCUGUGUGAGCUGCGACUGCAAGGUGGUCCACGAGUUCAUUGGUGGUUACAUCUUCCUCUCCACAAGAUCUAAAGACCAGAACGAGACGCUAGACGAAGAACUGUUCCACAAACUAACCGGAGGCCAAGAAUGAGGAACGAUCGAGGCCCGCAGGUCUUUUAGUACAUCUGUGCAUGUAGCUGUGUUGUGAAAGUGCAGCAUUCAUCUACUGGAACCCUGACGACUGAGCGAAUCACUGCCAAAGAAAAUGUAAUAAUGUAAACUGUUAAUGUAAUGUGUUCACACGUAGACCAUGUGUCAUGGUAUAUCAUACUGUGAACAGUUAAAUUAGUUUACCCUGCACUAAACAAUAAUGGCAUUCAUGUAAAUAUUUAGUCAAGAUUCUCUCAAAACUUGGAUACGUUGAUAUUUGUAGGAAUUCAGUUUUUUUUUAAGUGACAAAAAAGCUUUUUGUAAAACAAUCAUUAAAGAGUGUUUUUUUUUAAUGUA